Molecule: messenger RNA, 810 nt
Organism: Momordica charantia (bitter melon)
Lineage: Eukaryota; Viridiplantae; Streptophyta; Magnoliopsida; Cucurbitales; Cucurbitaceae
Source: RefSeq, a predicted model, not a curated record
AUGCAAGGUUGGAAACGCAGCUUCUUCUCAGUGGGUGGAAAGGAGGUUCUAAUAAAAAGUGUUGGUCAGGCAAUUCCAGCUUAUGCUAUGAGCGUUUUUAGACUACCAAAAGGUUUCUGCGAAGAGGUUUCUCAAAUGUUUGCUCGUUUUUGGUGGGGAUCUUCGAACGAUACAAAGAAGCUCCACUGGAUGAGUUGGGAGAGAAUGUGCCUUCCUAAAGAGUUAGGGGGCCUAAACUUCAGAGAUUUGGAAGGCUUUAAUCAGGCUUUGGUGGCCAAACAGGUUUGGCGUGUUCUACAGAAUCCAAAUAUCCUAGUUUCCAGAGUCCUAAAAGCAAAAUAUUUCCAUGACUCGUUAGUGCUCCAAGCGACUCACCUCCGAAAUCAAUCAUAUUUCUGGAAAGGUUUCAUUUGGGGGCGGGACCUUCUAAUCAAGGGGUUGCGUUCUAGAGUUGGCAAUGGUUCGACCAUUAAUAUCUUCUCAGAUCCCUGGAUUCCGCGACCCUAUUCCUUUCGUCCUAUCACAGCACCUUUUGGUCCUUAUGAUGUUAAAGUGGCAGACCUUAUCAAUCCUAAUGGACAAUGGGACGUUCAUCUAAUCUCUUACAUUUUCUGUGAGGAAGACAGAGAUCUCAUUCUAUCGAUGCCCGUUAGUCCAUACAAUUCUGUUGACUCUUGGAUUUGGCAUUUUGACAAGAGAGGACACUACAAUGUUAAAAGUGUUAUAAACUCUAUAUACAUCAGAAGUGCAAUGGUGUAUCUACAAGUGCAGGCUCUAGGGGAUAUAAUUGGAAGACUUUUUGGGAGCUAA